GGCGCCACCAAAUACACACGAGUCUAGCUUUCUCACUAUCUCUAUCUGCGAUAUUUCACGGUUUUGGAAAUGGCGACAGUUCCAGGGCAAUUGAUAUGGGAGAUUGUUAAGACCAACAACUGUUUCUUGGUCAAACAGUUCGGAAGAGGCAACGCUAAGGUUCAGUUCAGCAAAGAGACGAAUAAUCUCUGCAACCUUAACUCCUACAAGCACUCUGGUCUUGCGAACAAGAAGACUGUGACCAUCCAGCCAGCUGACAAGGAACAAGGUGUUGUCCUCGCCACCACCAAGACCAAGAAGCAGAACAAGCCUAAGGUCUCUGUCAACAAGUCUAUCUUGAAGAAGGAAUUCCCCAGGAUGUCCAAGGCUGUUGCUAACCAGGUGGUUGACAACUACUACAGGCCAGACUUGAAGAAGUUCGCUCUUGCUAGACUCAGUGUCAUCAGCAAAAGCAUUAGGGUUGCCAAGUCUGGUGCCAAGCAAAGAAACCGUCAAGCUUAA
This is a messenger RNA of Eruca vesicaria subsp. sativa (arugula), 501 nucleotides long. The record is from the annotation of a GenBank genome assembly. Lineage: Eukaryota; Viridiplantae; Streptophyta; Magnoliopsida; Brassicales; Brassicaceae.